AUGCUCAACAAAGGUUCUGUUAUUGUAGUCGUUUUAGGUAUUUUAGGUGCUUAGAUAUUUCAGUAUUCGAAAACAGCAUAAUUUAUUUGGAAAAAUCGGCAAACUGAACAGUUCACCCAAAUGCAAGCGAAUUUGUUGAAACUUAAUUGCGACAUAAAUUCGGCUUGAACCACUGGGAAAUUUGGAACAUAAGUCUAAGCAAGAUUGUACAUUCAUCGAUUAUUGGAACUUGAGCGCGUAUGUAGCCGUGACCAUUUGUGCAGUUUAUUUUAGUUAAUCCCGCCGCAACCCAAUCAGGCAGUUUUCUCUUUUAUCUGAGUGCUUUCGUGACCCUGAAUGAUUUUUCCGAAAAAAAAUGGCAAAUGGCUCAUUUUUGGAUUGUUUUGUGCAAAAAAUGUAUCAUUUAAACACUGUUAAAUUUUCUGCUCAAAGACAUCGUCGUGCAGAAAUAUUUGAAGUAUUAUUUUUACUAUAACUGAGUCUCAAAUAUAUGGAUUUACUCCAGUUAGCGAUUUAUUUCUGGGAGGAUCGGAAACCUGCAAUUUCAAAACUGGAGUAUCCACCGGAAUGCACUCAAGGAACGCCGGUAGAUCUAUUGAUGAGCCGAACCUCUCGCAGAUGUGCCAUGCAGCGGCAGAAUAUCGACAAAAAACGUGCCUGGGCUUUUAGCUAAUACCUGUGCUCUCAAGUAUGGUAUACCGAGCAACUCACGCAGUCUGCCCAGUUGCGUUUGUUUGUGUGGAAUGGCGGACUAGCGGACUGAAUGUCAGGCUGUCACGGCUCCGUCCUAACUGGUCAGUGACAAUCUCACGCAUCUGGGGUGUGUGUGUGUGUGUGUUUUAUGGGUAGUGUCCCACAGUCGACGGCUGUUUGGUUAGUCCGCCUUGAAGGGUGACGGUCCAGGCUAAUGCAGAGCCACAUGCCACCCUUCUGGGCCUAAAGGUCUGCAAGCGUCUUCUAUGCCAGGACCAGCAAACCACGGCCCCUGCAGCCUGGUAUGCAGUGGUACUUCGUUAGUACCUGGUUCCCUGCAGGUAGAUGAACUCGCGCUCCCCCUGAGUAUACAGGCCGUGAGCAUGGCUGCACAGUCAUUAUCAUCCUCUAACCCGUUGUGGCGAUGUUGUUGUUGGUUAAUAUCCUGCUCAUUCGCUGUGUAGACCAAGGGGUGCGGAAUGGGGCGCCACCCACCUGCGCCCUCCCCCGCCUCCGGUCUUAUUGACUCUGUCUUAACACGGGGCACAUGUGGGGGGGAGGAGAGAGUGCGGUAGGUGCUGUGCAAGUCUACGCUCACCAUAAACUUAUCCACGUUCAGAUCACCGUGUCUGCUUCACCUUGCUGUGGAGCGCACGGUGGACAUCGUCGGAUUCGACUGUCGAGCUGUCAUCACCGUACAACUCAUGUACAUUUAGGAAUACAAGCCCGUUCCUAAAGAUUUUCGACACAUUUAACUAUUUGUGAACUAUUUGAGGCCUCGGUAGGAUUCGAACCCACGGCAUCAUGAGCAGGUCUUAAGUAUAGGCAACGGUCUAACCAUCGACCGGGAGGUGUGAAUUUAAUCACCUUUGGGUCAAGUUACUCCCCAAGUAUUCUGCAGCAGUAGGCUGAUUGCCCAAGCUGGAUUUCGUGAGCGAUCAAUCUGAAAUCCGCCAGAUGACAACCAAGCCCACUUAAUUAAUAACAUACAAUUUAUUAACCUACAAUACGGCCUAUUCCUAGCAACAUGAGCAUUUAUUGUUUAGACAGACAAAUGGGGUUGUAAAACUGAUCAUCUUACAGCGUAAUUCUAUAACAAUUCAGUUACUCCAGGAUGCCGGCUUUCGAAGAAAUUUUUUUCGGCUGCAUGCAAAAACCAUACUGUGUAAAAAGUGACGACUUAAGUAGCAUGCACUCUUCUCAUUGAUGUCGGUGUCCCUAGAAAUAAAAUUAUAUUCCACGGAAGUCACAAAUAAAAAUGUUUACUCUUACACUCGUUCGGUAGAAAAUGAUCUUCUUCCAAUUUUUUACUCAAAGAAACGAUAUAAUUCGGUUUUCGAAGAUCUUUCCAAUUCCCGAAUAAUUUGGAGCCCGACUUGACUUAACACUUGCAUACAUGGUUUCCAAACUACAAGCCAUAUAUUCUCCGCGUACAGAAAACCAUAAAUUUCUAUCCCGUAUUAAGGCGAGACUACAUGGGGCUUAUAAGAUUUAGCAGUAGAUUUGAGCCAUAUUAUUAACUUUAUAAGUCACACGGGUAAAUGCAGAGACGUGACAUUUUAUGAACGGUUUUUUCACGGUAUCAGAUAACCUCACAAUUGUAAACUUCUUUAAAAACAAGUUUUACCCUUCCCUGGAGUAUGAAAUUGUGAAAAGACGUCAUUUUCUACCAGAUGGAUAAAAGAAUGAAUAUUUUUAUUCAUGUUUUCCAUGAAAUAUAAUUGAAUAUUGAAGAGCACCGAAAAUCAAUGGGAAAAAUACAUGAUAAAUAAGUAGCCAUUUUUUACAUCGUAUGCUUUUUGCAUGCACCCGGAACGAAGUUCCUUUGAAAGCCGGCAUCCUUGGGUAACUGUGUUAUUACAAAAUUAUGCUGUAUGCUAAAUAGUUUUACAACCUUACUUUAUUAUUCUUUUCGAAACGAAAACGCCUUUUGGAAUUUCGGUUGCCAUUUCAUGAGUUAGCCCACCUAUUGUACUAUGUGACCUAUUCCUCGCAACAUGAGCAUUUACUGCUUAAACAGACAAACGGAAAAGAUGCGACGCAUGAGAAAAGGGUUCGGUUUGUUUUCUGACAUCGCUGAAAAUAUUUCAUGUAGCCUUUGCAUCAACAAAUGAACUGCCGUUUUUUUCUUUUUUAGGUGUCCCUGCAUAUGCUGCGGAAGCUGUUGCGGUUGCUAUGACCACAAUUGGUGCGGUUGUGGUUGCGGAGGCUGCUGUGGAUGCGGUGACUGUGGAUGUGGUGGUUGUGGUGGCUGUGGAGGAUGUGGUUGCGGCGGCUGUGGAGGAUGUGGCUGUGGUGGCUGCGGUGGAUGUGGUUGUGGUUGUGGCGGCUGUUGCUAGCUGGUGUACAGAUUUGGUAUCUCUUCUUCUCUUGUCCACUAUAGUCUCCUUCGCGAAAGCCUGA
This is a messenger RNA of Spirometra erinaceieuropaei, 3096 nucleotides long. The record is from the annotation of a GenBank genome assembly. Lineage: Eukaryota; Metazoa; Platyhelminthes; Cestoda; Diphyllobothriidea; Diphyllobothriidae.